Molecule: messenger RNA, 876 nt
Organism: Podospora pseudocomata
Lineage: Eukaryota; Fungi; Ascomycota; Sordariomycetes; Sordariales; Podosporaceae
Exons: 1
Coding region: 1-876 (291 amino acids)
Source: RefSeq, a predicted model, not a curated record
AUGUCCACCACCGACACCGCCCCGGCCGAAAUCCCCUCCCAACAACAACCCAUCGCCGACCUCCCCUCAGGCGACCCAAUCCCCUCGCCCUCCAAACCGUUGACCACCCCCCCCAACACCCUCCCCCUAACCACCCUCCUCGCCAACCUCCCCUCCUCCACAAACUUGUUCCUCUCCCGCCUCGAGAAAUGCAUGUCCACCCCCUCAGGGAUCGACACAGUGAUGCUGUUGCUGUGCUACACCUCCAAACUCGCCGCCUCAGUCCUCACCUCUGGUCACAUAACCACCCUCCUCUCCAAAACCUCCCAACCCAUCGCCCGCAAAACCCUCGCCACCCUCCUCGCCAAACGUCUCAACAACCUCUCGGCGUUGAUGUCCGAGUCAAGGGUUAUCCUCCGCCUCUGGGCGCUAUUGGGGAUCUACUCCUGGGGCCGCUCCAUCGUCUCCUCCCCUACGACAUCUAUCACUGCCAAAACGCUGGAUUAUAUCCGGCUUGUCCUCUGUGUUUUGCUUCAGGGGCUGGAGAACGGGGCGUACUUGAGUUUCAGGGGGGUGAUGGGGUGGAGUCCGGAGCAGCAGGGGAGGGCGUACAAAUGGUCGGCUAGGUUUUGGGGGGCGUUUGUCGGGAUCGAAAUUGGGAAAUUGCUUGCUGAGCGGGUGGGCAGGAAGGUUCAGAAGAAGGAUGGAGAGGAAGAGAAGAAGGAGGCGAGGGAGUGGAAGAGGAAGCUGGCCAAGAGUUUGGCUUGGGCGCCGUUGACGGUGCAUUGGAGUGUGGAUGGGGGGUUGCCGGGGGUGACGGAGGGGGUGGUGGGGCUGUUGGCUAGUGUGCCGGGGGUGAUUCAGAUGGGGGAUUUGUGGGAGACGGUGACGAAAUAG